ACUAGCAUGGGUCAGAAUCAAGACAAGGUGGAGGGGGAGGAACAAGCCAGCAGUGGAGGCCUUACAGAGCCAGGGCCCAGCCCUGAUGUGGAUGCAAUCAAGGACAUGGAAGACACCAUUGGGGCAGGAAGCCCCUGGCAGGAGGCCGGUAAUGCUGUGGAAAAUCCAGGGAAAGCUGCUGCUGAGAAUCUGGAUGAAGGCCUAUGUGGCAAACCAAAAACACCUUUGGCAGAGAACAACCUAAGCACUCAGAGAGGGGUAGGUCCCUCCACAGAGAGGAAUGUAAGAGAGGGAGAGGCUGGAGAGGCUGGAGGAGAGGGGGUUGAAGAGCUGGGGGCAGAGUUGGGAAGUUAUAGUGCUUCACAAACUGAUCUGGACAACAGCCGGAGCCCAGGGAGUACCAUACAGACCGAGGCCAGGCAAAUCACUCAAAACGCGAGAGCGGACCAGAAGGAGGGUGAAACUGCAAAAAUGGACCAUCAAGACAAGAGAACUGCUCCACACCAGACAAAACUGGACGAAAACAUCUGCUUUGCUUUAAAGGGAGUAACUGAUAUUACAUAUUAUCCAGCUGUGGAGAAUACUGAUGCCACUGUUUCACUAGGUGAGAGCACUACGGAGUACAAGAAAGAUGAUUUUGUGAAAGUCAGCAAGGGUGGGACUGAUACGGAAAUGGCGGAUGAUGUCACCCUAAUGGGAGGAAGGAAGAAGCGAGCUCUUAAGGAAGAUCAGGAAAUUCUGAGGAAAAAUGGGACAUCAAAGGUUGUUGAGGAUGGGGACACCAAGUUUAUUGAUGGAGCCGUAGGUGGUUUGAAGGCGCUAAACCAUCCAUAUAAGGCUAAACACCAGUCACCAUUGAAAAAACACGAUUGGGAAAAGUCUCUUUUAGGUGUGGGUGGGAACUUGAUCCAUGACCUUCCAAUAAAGAGACUGGUAAAGGCACAUAGUGAUGAAAAGAAGAGUGACAUUUAUAAAGAGAAUAAAGAGUCAGAGUCAGCAACAAGUGAUAUCAAGCCUGACCAGGAAGAUCAUCAGAAACAAAGUGAGCUGGUAGAGGCUGGAUGGCCUUCAACUGACCCUCCCACUCAAGGGGAAGAAGAAAACUUUCCCCUGGUUCCAACAGUGGAGCCAAGCUCUAUUUUGGAGAAGCUAUUAAAAAGAGACAGAAAUGAGGCGUCACCAGAACUUUCCAAUGUUAAAAAGGUGGUCUCUACGUCAAUAGACAGUUCUUAUGACCAUGAACAAGUUAAAACUGAAACAAAGCUUCAGGGAUUACGCAGUACUUUCACUGUCACUGACAUUCCUACACCACAACCAGAAAUGACCAAUGAGGGGAAGGCAACACCCAACAAAUGCACAUCAGAGGUAUUGCAUGCUCAGUCAGUUGAGAAGGCUAAGACCAUGACUGGCCUUCCUCAAUUAACAGGGAUCCCUGUUGCAGUUAUGGUGGCUGCCCUGUCCUUGGUAGGAACUAGCAUAGCUCCAUCAGAAGAAAGCCAAUAUAGUCUGGAUAAUCAAAGCAAAGAUGAGAAGUGUUUGUCUCAAGAUGUGACUAUGGAAACAGAGCAUGUGUCACAGCAAGUCACACAGAGCACCCCUGCAGUCCACUCUGAUGAAAAGUCUACCCAGGACAAGGAUGAAACUGCCUCAGAUAUUGAGAAACACCAGGAUACUCCAAAAUCAAGGCCUGUCUCUGAACUCAUUAAAGAAAACAUUCUACAACAAGAAAAGCUUAAGCAUCCUGAUUUGACAAAGCCAUUGGAAACCAAACCUAAUGGGGUUUUGGAGCAAGUCCAAACUGUGAAGGUGGCUCAAAUGUUGGCAGCUUUUGACUCACACAAGAAAUCCCCAGAGAAAGCACUGGAGAGGAAACCAUCUGUGAGAAAAGAUAUGUUCAAGCGAGUUGUGAGAGCAAGCAAAUUCCGUCAUGUCUUUGGCCAGGCGGUGAAGAAUGACCAGUGCUACGAUGACAUCAGAGUGUCGCGGGUCACAUGGGACAGCUCUUUCUGUGCAGUCAAUCCCAAGUUUGUCGCCCUCAUCAUAGAAGCCAGCGGGGGCGGAGCCUUCCUGGUCCUCCCUCUUCACAAGACAGGGCGCAUUGACAAGGCCUACCCCACAGUGUGUGGCCACACAGGACCUGUGCUGGACAUCGACUGGUGCCCCCACAAUGACCAGGUCAUCGCCAGUGGCUCGGAGGACUGCACAGUCAUGGUGUGGCAGAUCCCUGAAAACGGCUUGGUUACAAACCUGUCUGAGCCUGUUGUGGUUCUGGAGGGACACUCCAAAAGGGUUGGUAUCAUCACCUGGCACCCAACGGCACGCAAUGUCCUGCUCAGUGCUGGCUGUGACAACCUGAUCAUCAUCUGGAACGUGGGGACGGGCGAGGCCAUGAUACAGCUGGAAGAAAUGCACCCUGACGUCAUCUUCAGUGCCUGCUGGAACCGCAACGGCAGCCUGAUCUGCACCGCCUGCAAGGACAAGACCAUCCGCAUUAUCGACCCCCGCAAGGAGGAGGUCAUAGGGGAGAAGGAGAAGGCCCACGAGGGGGCGCGGCCAAUGAGGGCCAUUUUCCUGUCAGACGGGAACAUUUUCACCACAGGCUUCAGCCGUAUGAGUGAGAGACAGCUAGCCCUGUGGAACCCGCAAGCCAUGGAUGAGCCAAUCACCGUGCACGAGAUGGACACCAGCAAUGGAGUCCUUUUGCCCUUCUAUGACCCAGACACCAGUGUGGUUUAUCUGUGUGGUAAGGGUGACAGCAGCAUCCGCUACUUUGAGAUCACGGAUGAGGCCCCGUUUGUCCACUACCUCAACAGCUUUGCCAGCAAGGAGCCCCAGAGGGGUAUGGGGUACAUGCCCAAGAGAGGCCUGGACGUCAACAAGUGUGAGAUUGCCAGGUUUUAUAAAUUACAUGAAAGGAAGUGUGAACCCAUUAUCAUGACUGUGCCCAGAAAGUCUGACCUGUUCCAGGAUGACUUGUACCCAGACACAGCUGGACCAGACUGUGCCAUUGAGGCAGAAGACUGGUUCGAGGGAAAGGAUGGUGAGCCUAUUCUUAUUUCCCUGAAGAAUGGCUAUGUCCCUGGCAAGAACCGUGACCUCAAGGUGGUCAAGAAGAACAUACUGGACAACAAGCUGAGCAACACCACAGAGAAGACAGGCCCAGCCAACAAGUGUGCUUCAUCCAUAAAAAACGAAGCCAAGCUGGAAGAGGUGUUGAAAGAAAUCAAAUCCCUAAAGGACCUGGUCAGCAGUCAGGAGAAGCGAAUCAUCCAACUUGAAGAGCAGAUGUCCAAGAUCAGCAUUUAAGGACCCUCACCUCACCCCACCCGCCACAGUUCAGGACGAUCCAUUGGCUGGGAGGUGGGCGGGACCCGUCACUGCCAAUCUCGACAGCGUUCUGCCUGAAGCCUUCCUAGCAACGAUCCCAAGCAACAUUCCAGAUGAACUCUUUUCUUAGCCAGCCCCUAAGGCCAAAAUUUACGUUACACGUUUGCAGCCCCAUCUACAGGCUCUCCAUCAAUUCUCGCCACAUUUCCAAAAUUGUCGGAUAUGGCAGCAAAGAGUAAAACAUUGUGCCGCUCGUAAAAUGUAAACAUAAUGUACAUUUACACUUCAAUUUAAACUUCAUUAAACAUGCACCAUUCUGAGCAGUGUCAGGAAUGCGGCUCCGCUAAACACUACACUGGCCGGUCUUAAUAGGAGCAAUGCACAUACAAAAGAAGCAUCAUCCUAUGUUGCCAUGAUCAUUUUCUUCCAGCACAUGUGCAAACCUGCCUAUGAAAUAUAGCCAGUCAUUCAGUGCCAUGUGUAUAUACUCAUUAACAGUGGCCUACGAUUUGGCUUGGCUGAAGUGUGGAAAGGAAUUUUGAUGGGUAGAGUCAGAAGACCUGGAAAAAAACGUGUAGUGUAUUUGAGCCUUUACCCUCAGUUAACCCAGAUGGAAUAAAAGAGAGAAAGAAAAAUGUAAAAGUAUUCCAUUAUUUUUAAUAAGUGGCAGUUUUGUCUUGGUAAUUGUAUGAAAAUGUCUCAUCCAUCCUUUUUUCUUUUUUGGGUGUGGCCAACAUACUUCCAAUGUAAACAAUUCCUAUUUACUGUGGUAAACCCAAAUGUUUUAUGUAUUUUGUCUCCCCCCUGUGUAAACAUAUUUAGUUGCCAAAUUUGAGCUUUGUUUACCGACCUCAUUUUUUGUUUUCACACCUCCUUGACAGUAUUUUCUUUUGUUUUCUCUUUGUUUUCAAGGAAGAUAGAAUACAAACUGUAAGGGACCAUUCAAUUUGCUGGUAAUGCAAAGUUGGUCUGGGUUCAACAAUCAAUCAACACUGUAAAUAUGACAUCAGUGGAGAACAAUGUCAUUAAGAAACUGACUGAACACCGAACACUGACUAGCUUUAGCACAAUGGUUGAAAGUCUACAGGUUAUUCAUUGCUAGCUUUUUUAUCUCUUUUUACAUUUAUUGAAAGCAGUAACAUCCCUCAAUGCAAUCAUUUUUUACUCAAAGACGAAACAUUUCUUAAAUUCUUUUGAAGUAUAAUAAUUGUGGGUCUAUUCAUGGGAAAAUAUGAAUACAGUAUAUUUCCUAGAAAAUGAGAUAAGUAGGGUUUCUUCAGACUGCAACAGUAUGCUUCUGAAACCUGAACCAACUUUUAACAAUAUGUUGAUCAUCUCCAUAAAUACUCCGUCACAUGAACAAUGGGUUUUAGUGGACUCUCUGUGUAGAGGAAAACAAUAGAUGAGAUUUCAUGUUGCACCUUGUUUUCGUAGCCUGUAUAAUUCCCUUUAACUGGUUUCUGUUUGGAGUUGUUUACAAUGUGCGUGCCCCAUUCCAGAAAUAUAGGUAUUUUUUAUUUAGUAUUUUUUUUAUUCAGGUGACCACAGAGACCAACAUUGUUAGAUUCCCAGUCUCAUAAAACUGAAAUGUGCUUUGGUUUACCACUAUAUUUAGUUUUUGUCAGAUUGUGCCCCCUCUGGCUCUGUGACACAGGAGGUACUUACUGUACUGUAGGCUCUGCACUGGAAGGCACAGUGCUGCUGACACGUGACCUGUGGUGUCCUGAGUAGGGGUUAUUGUGUCAAUAUCCUGUGUGCUGCCCAGAGAAUGACCAGUGGAAUUUUGGGUGAUGUGGCUGGUUAACAUUUCCACAGAAUUUUACCAAUGAAUCAGUCAAGGUGUUUGUGUGUAGUUUUUACCCUAAUCAAACCCCACUAUACCUUUGUGUUCAGGGUCCAAGUUCUAGGCUGCUGACUAAUCACCACCUGAUAUGCCCAUACUUAUUCAGCCAUCCGAAAGGUGAGUGGCAUGGUGUGCCUGUGUCUACUGGUUGAUAACAAUCAACAGUAUGUUACAUGGAGAAAAGACUUUCAACAAGUGAAAUGAUGUGCCUCAUAUUGUUGGAGUUGUAGGGCAUGCACCUUUUAUGUAGUUUGUUUUUUGUUUCCCCAAAAUAGAAAAUGAGAGAAAUUUUAGAUUUAAUAGAUUUACCAGAGGGUGUGACCAUGGUUCGGGCCUAUGUUAACAGAAUUGGCUGGUGUGGUGUUUAGUUAGUCAUUUAUAUACUGUAGGUUUUACCCUGGGCUUCCUUUUCCAGUUCUGCCAUUUCAUACAGUGUAUCCCACUAUGAAGUUCCUUGGCAGAAUUUUUAAUAUUUUCCCCUUUAAUAAUUCAUUAGCUAAUCAGAAAAACAAGGAGUCGCUUGGAUCGUCCGAAUGUUCGAUGGUGUUGCCAACUGCGUUAAUUAUUUUGUCAUGCUAUUUUGUAAUGCUUGUUUUCCAGAGGGAGGUGGGGUUGUUAAGCUUCAGAGAAUGUGUUAGCCUUUAAAGUUUGUUACCACCCAAGAGGUCAGAAAGUGCCAUAGAGGUGUUUGCAGAAAGUGCUUACGGAUGACAUGGGUUUGAGAAUGGAGUUAUUUCAUAGGAGAGAGAGAGUUGGUGGGCUGCCUGAGUGGAACUUGACUGUUGGCAUUGAAAGCACGUAACAAUGUACGUUUUCAUCAAUCAAUCCAUGAUAUGGAUCUGUCAGGGAAGGUUGUGUUUGUCUGUGUGCCCUGUCCUGCCCUGUGUGUACAUCCGUUGUUUUACUGAGCCUCCUUGGACACUCAAGGCAGCACGGUCGUGUUGGAGUAUUAUUAGUGAAUAGUGAUUUAAAGGGACACUGUAGGUUGGAAUGCUGUAGAGAGAAAUGUAUGUGAUGUUUCAAAUGAAGGCCUAGAAAAGGAUUUAAAGCUUUGUAAAUAACAUGACCAUGUCUUUUAUUAUUUUUUUUUCUUUUUGGGCUAAAGAGGGCGUAUGUUUGGGAGUUGGGUUAUGGUGGAUUUUAAAUGUUUCCUCUUGUCUGCGUUCGCCCUGUAUUCCUUGCCAUAAUGCAUCACGACAGAACAGAAUCUCCAUUCUGUCACAGGUAUUAUAACAAAGAAAUUAAUUACAGAAAAAAAGGAUUCAGCCUCUUGUGGAGGUCUGGUCAGCAUUUUUGUUCAUUCUUCCUGCUUUAAGUAUCAAAUUCAUUGAUUAUCAGAAAAAGAAUAAAGAAAAAAAAAAGA
This is a messenger RNA of Esox lucius (northern pike), 6533 nucleotides long. RefSeq names its product coronin, actin binding protein, 1Ca (gene coro1ca). The coding region runs from base 7 to 3306 and encodes 1099 amino acids. The record is from RefSeq and is a predicted model, not a curated record. The transcript is spliced from 11 exons. Lineage: Eukaryota; Metazoa; Chordata; Actinopteri; Esociformes; Esocidae. Gene Ontology annotation, molecular function: actin filament binding. Gene Ontology annotation, biological process: neural crest cell migration; actin filament organization.